AUGACAGCGGCCAUAAUCGAUACAACUGCACCUGUAUCCACAUCAGAUGCACUCAUAUUCUAUGCUGACCACAUUCUCGACGAAAUUGGCAACCUUGCCAAAGUCGAAUACAACAAAAAGGGCCGUAAAUACCGAUUCGUUAAUAAUUCAUUUCAACGUAUACGACAAGAAGAUAAACAUCUAGUCAUCUGUCCCGAGGAUCUUGAUUUGAAACUUUCAUUUUAUUCCGCUUUUUCAAUAUUGAUGAACAUUGGCGAUAUACUUACAACAUAUCCACAAUUUUGUUGUACUAUUCUUGGUUUGGCUCAAGAAUUGGAAAAGAACCAUUGGUAUGAAGAGGAAAAUUCGAGUAUUAUUCAUUUCAAGAACGCCAAAUACGAUCCUAGAGUGGUUCAACAUGAAGCCGAUGCAUUUGUCAAACAGCACCCCAUUAGUCGACAACAUAUUGAUUGGGGGAUUAAUUUAUUAAUUUGUUCAAAAUUGAACUUUUUACAUACUGAUCAUCAUAUUGGUACUAAAUUGGAAGGUGAGUAUAUGAAACAAUACGUUGAAGAACACUUUGGCGAAGAAGCAUUAACUUCACUUGAUGUGUUGGUGGCAUUGAAAAGUUGUGUUCAUUGGGGUAACAUUAAGGGAGUGUUGUACAAAUUAAAAGUGCCAAAUAUUGACAUACCACCAGAAUUGAAAGAAAACUUUGCCAGCUUUCCUGAACCAAAUGAGGAGUUGUGCUUGAGUGUAUAUGAUCGGUUCCCUAGCGGUACUUCCAAAUACGCACUCCUUUAUAAAUCAUUGGAUUUGCUUGCGUUAAACUUCAAAUACUCGCAAUUGAUCACGAUAGACCCCAAGGAAUUCCAAUUUGAAUGGUUGUAUAACUUAUGUCAUGAUAUCGAAACUAAUCCAGUCAAGUAUCAUCUCCGGGCCAAAACUAAACAACUUUGUUCCAACCCAAUCAAUUUAUCCGAAUUAGCCAUGAGGCACAACAAUCAAAUGAAUAAACUUUUUGAUCUUGUAGGGUUAAUUGUCAAUAUUUUCCCCAACACUGGUGGUGAAUAUUUGCUUCAAAACUCCAAAAUCCCCAAAUUAGAUCAAAAACUAAUUGAUCGAUACGGCUCCACCCAUCAACGUUUUGUUGAACUUGCUAAACAGAUUGAAUCAUACGAAGCAAAGAAUUGGACUCAGGAUGACAUCAUUACUCGAUUGCAACAAGAUGAUCACAGUAAAGUCAACAAGAGCUUGCACUCAAUUGUAAUGCUAUUAAAAUAA
Messenger RNA from Lodderomyces orthopsilosis Co 90-125, 1263 nucleotides. RefSeq lists its product as uncharacterized. Lineage: Eukaryota; Fungi; Ascomycota; Pichiomycetes; Serinales; Debaryomycetaceae. Bases 1 to 1263 code for a protein of 420 amino acids. The record is from RefSeq and is a predicted model, not a curated record. The transcript has a single exon.